GAGGGGGGGUUUGUUUUGUUGUUGAAGCUCUGGAGAGAGAGAGAGAGAGAGAGAGAGAGAUGGAGGGUUGGUAUUGUGUGAAGGAGCAGAAGACGAUGUGUCGGAUGGUCGAAAGGUACUUCAAGGAUUGCCUUUGCAAUCUCAGAGACGACAUGUCGUUUGGGUUGGGGAUUGUAAGUUUGGUGUGUUGGGGACUUGCUGAGAUUCCUCAGAUCGUUACCAAUUGUACAAAAUCCAGCCAUGGCGUCUCUACUCUCCUCCUCACUUGGGUCGCCGGGGAUGUGUUUAAUCUUGUGGGGUGCCUUCUGGAACCUGCCACGCUCCCCACUCAGCUCUACACAGCACUGCUUUACACAGUGAAUACGAUAGUUUUGGUUCUGCAAAGUAUUUAUUAUGAUUACGUCACUACAUGCUGCAGCGACCCGAAGGGGAAACCUGACCAAACGUGUAAGGCGGAAGAGGAAAAAACGCCGUUGAAAGGCAGUAAAGUGGUAAGCUAUGCCGGAAUUGCAAUUCCGAAAGCUUCGCCGAAGGCAACUCCUCGGCGGGAAUUCUAUUUCACGUCAGCUCGAUCGUUGGCCGGAAGCGACACGCCGCCGUUUAGGGCGUUUCUCCGCCUACCGAAAAGUGGGCCCUCCGCUCUCGGCGAUGACAGCUCAUCUUCUGACGAUGAACCCGAAACUGCCGCCGUCUUCUCCCAUUCCACCGUCACCCAGCCUAGGCCCAUUCCUCGAUCGGUUGGCUAUGGAACGUUUUUAGCUGCAUCAGUAAAUUUGCCAUUCCAAAGCAAAGGUUUCUCAGAUGGACUUAGUGGAAGGAAACUUUUACAAGAACAUCAAAGUCACAGUGGUUUUGGCCAAUUGUUGGGUUGGCUUAUGGCUGCAAUUUACAUGGGUGGUAGACUCCCUCAAAUUUGGUUAAACAUCAAAAGAGGAAGUGUGGAGGGGCUGAAUCCUCUCAUGUUUGUGUUUGCCUUGAUUGCCAAUGCCACAUAUGUAGGAAGCAUUGUGGUGAGAAGUACAGAAUGGGAGAAUAUCAAAGCCAACAUGCCAUGGCUGCUUGAUGCUGUUGUUUGUGUCCUCCUUGACUUAUUUAUAAUUCUUCAGUACAUAUAUUACAGAAGGUUUAGAAGGAAGAGACAAGGUGGAGGAAGAGACUGCAAAGACUAUGAAGAAGCAACAAAACAUGCAACCUUGUGACCUGUUUAAUUUAACAAACCCUUCUCUUCUUAAUUACUUAAGUUAACCACAGGAAAAAAAGGAGGUCCUUUUGGCUUCCUUAAUGAGUGAUUUAAGUGGCUGCUAAUGAAAGAUUAGAUCCACCUCAAUGCAGUGAGUUUUCAGAGGUAGUUGAAUAUUCUUUUUAUUGUUCUUGAAGGAUUGUUCUUAGACUUGUUUGUGUAGUUUGGAGUUGAAAUGCAAAGAAUUAAUUUGAUUUGGGUAGUUUCCAAGAUAGAAAAUACCAGUGAGAUUGAUAUCAAUGUACCAUGGGAUCACCCACAUUUUCUUUUAGUUCAAUGAUUGCAUGUGAGUAGGGAAUGAAAUCAUCGACUUUUGUGAUGGUAA
This is a messenger RNA of Benincasa hispida (wax gourd), 1565 nucleotides long. Its product is annotated as PQ-loop repeat family protein / transmembrane family protein. Gene Ontology annotation, cellular component: membrane. The record is from RefSeq and is a predicted model, not a curated record. NCBI's taxonomy places the organism in Eukaryota, Viridiplantae, Streptophyta, Magnoliopsida, Cucurbitales, Cucurbitaceae.